Molecule: messenger RNA, 1872 nt
Organism: Microthlaspi erraticum
Lineage: Eukaryota; Viridiplantae; Streptophyta; Magnoliopsida; Brassicales; Brassicaceae
Source: the annotation of a GenBank genome assembly
AUGUUGAGGAAUCUCAGAGGUAAAUUUCUUCGGUUCUCGAGCAACACCACAACAAAGUUACGAUUUUCCACUAGCUCAGCCGCAGCUUAUACAGUUUCUGAUGAUCUCCAUGAACAAUCCUCCGAAUCUUCUCAAGCCUCUGUCUCUCGAGACACUGGGGAUUACAUCUCCGCGAUUCUCAGCUGCAAAAACGUAAUCGAUGUUGGCAAAAUUCACGCCCAAGUUAUCGUCAAUGGCUUUCUACAGGAGCUUCCGGUCGCAAAUAAGCUGCUUUACCUAUACGCGCAAUUCAGAGCGAUAGCUGAUGCAGAGACGCUGUUCGAUGAAAUGAGCGUGAAGGACUCUGUUUCCUGGAGCGUGAUGGUUGGUGGGUUUGCGAAGACCGGCGAUUUCUUCAACUGUUUACGAGUUUUCAGAGAGAUUGUUCGAUCAAGCUUGAGUCUUGAUAACUACACAUUGCCGAUAGUGAUCAGGGCUUGCAGAGAGAAGAGAGAUUCUGUAGUCGGUGGAUUGAUUCAUGAGUUAGUGUUGAAGUCUGGUAUGGAUUUGGACUCUUACGUUUGUGCAGCGCUUGUGGCUAUGUAUGCGAAAUGCGGUAUGAUCGAUGAUGCGUGUAAACUGUUCGAUCAAUUGCCUAAGAGAGAUCUUGUGACUUGGACUGUGAUGAUCGGUGCUUAUGCUGAUUCAGGGAGGCCUGACGAGUCAUGGGUGUUGUUUGAAAAGAUGAGGAAUGAAGGAAUUGUUCCUGAUAGAGCUGCGAUCGUCACCAUUGUUAACGCUUGUGCUAAGCUCGGAGCUUUGCACAAGGCGACGAUCGUUCAUGAUUAUAUCCGUUUGAUGAAUUUCCCUGUUGGUGUGAUUCUUGGAACGGCUCUGAUUGAUAUGCACGCGAAGUGUGGAAACGUUGAUGCUGCGAGAGAAGUGUUUGAUUCGAUGAAGGAAAGGAAUGUCAUUUCUUGGAGCGCGAUGAUUGCUGCGUACGGGUAUCACGGGGAAGCAAGAAAGGCUCUUGAGUUGUUUCAGAUGAUGAUGUUGGAGAGAAGAUUGUCUCCGAAUGAAAUCACUUUCGUUUCUCUGCUUAACUCUUGUAGCCACGCAGGGUUUGUCGAAGAGGGCCUCGAGAUGUUUGAUUUGAUGGCAAAGUACGGGAUUAGGCCAAACGUGAAGCAUUAUACUUGUAUGAUCGAUCUGUUAGGUCGAGCUGGUAGGCUUGAUGAAGCUAGUGAGAUGAUUGAAACCCUGCCGGUUGAGAAAGAUGAAACUUUGUGGGGUUCGUUUCUCGGUGCUUGCAGGAUUCAUAAGAAUGUAGAAAUGGCAGAGAGAGCAGCUAUGUCAUUGCUUGAGCUACAGCCAGAGAACUCAGGUCACUACAUUUUACUCUCUAAUAUCUAUGCAAACGAUGGUAAAUGGGAAGAGGUUGCUAAAGUUAGGAACUUGAUGAACCAAAGGGGAUUGAAGAAAGUUCCUGGUUACACUUGGAUUGAAGCUAAUAACAGAACACAUAGGUUUAAAGUUGGGGAUAGGACUCAUCCCAAGUCUAAGGAGAUUUAUGAGUCUCUCAGGGAUUUGACUGACAAGCUUGAGAAGGCAGGUUAUGUCCCGGAUACUAAUUUCGUGUUGCACGAUGUCGAUGAAGAGGUUAAAGUCGGGAUGUUGUCUUUGCAUAGCGAGAAGCUAGCGUUAGCGUUUGGUUUGAUCGCGACUCCUGAAGGUAGUCUGUUGAGGAUUACAAAGAAUUUGAGGGUUUGUGGUGACUGCCAUAGUUUUUUCAAGUUUGCAUCACUGGUUACAAGGCGGGAGGUUGUAGUAAGAGAUGCAAAUCGGUUUCAUUGCUUCAAGGAAGGCUCUUGUUCAUGUGGAGACUAUUGGUAA